AUGAGAAAGUGUCAAAUAAAACCAAUAAAUUCAUCAAGAAAAAGCACCAGUUUUCACCCGACUAUCGACUGCUUCCUUCAAUCCCACCCUAAAAUAGAAAAUCUAAGGCCUCUGUGCUCAGGUCAUGUUCUUCAAGACGCGGAAGAGUAUGAUAAGGUCUCGUCCUCUGGAGGAAUUGGCGAGAGAUAUUCGGAGGACUCGACCCAAAGCAGCAGGGAGGCGAUCUUCCUCUGGAAGGGAAAGGCCCUGCAAGAUGAACCUCUUCUGGGAAUUGUCUAUCUCUCUAAGGGCUUUGUAGUCCGCAUGCUUUUGAGACUGGCACUUGCAAACUCGGCACAUUUUAACAAGAUCCUCCAUGUCAUCAACGGCUACUUCCAGUCUGUCAGAAUAAAAGAAGAGGACAAGGCUAAAGAAAGAUGGAUAAGAAAAACGUACUUCCUUCUUCCCUUUCCAAUCAGUCUCAAACUUUCUCUUAAAGAAUGGGGAUCGGGCACUCAAGAUAAGUCUGUGAGCUUCAAGGGGUCUUCCUUGUACAUAAAAUACAAUAUCAGGAGGGGAGUAACUGGAAUUGGAUUCUCCAUUCAACGCAUUACCUACAUAGGCCCGAUUGGCUUUGCAGGCCAGGAGGGUGUCUCUGAGGGCGGCCUGCAAUGGUUGGAGAGGGGGGGGCCGGGCCUCGAAGGCCUUGAGCAAUUUGCGGACCUUGAGAUUGAGAGCGGCGUAGUGGCAGCGAUCGCCAUCGAAGGUGUGCUCGGAGCAGAUGGCACCGCUCUCGAGCAGCAUACACGCGACUUCGAGAUGGCCGGCAAGGCAGGCAUAGUAGAGCGCCACCGAGUCCCACUGAUCCCGUGCAUUCACGUUCACACCGCACUCCAAUAG
Striga asiatica is the source of this 879-nucleotide messenger RNA. Lineage: Eukaryota; Viridiplantae; Streptophyta; Magnoliopsida; Lamiales; Orobanchaceae. The record is from the annotation of a GenBank genome assembly.